GUAUUCUCCCAGAGAUUCGUUCAUGCCCACCAUCAAUGUCGUGUAUUUUUCGUUCACUUCCUCUGAAAACGGGCCGUGCAGACCCUGGAGCCACCUACCUUACAGGGGAUGACCUAACCGUGCCAUCAUAGCAAUGCCUGACCCUGAAUGAACCUGCCCGAGAACUUCCAGGUUCCUGACGGCUACACAGCACCCAACAACAUCCCCAUCGCCAGACCGACAUUGAAUUUAGCCGUCCUUUCAGUUUCUCAGCCGCCAUGUCACCGGGAGAAACAGCGGCGCCGGUUCCCGAGAAGGAAGCCGCAACUCCAACGGCAGCAGCACCACCACCACCACCGGCAGGAGCUCUGGCACCGGCAGCGGCAGAGCCGAGUUACGAGACAAAAGCGCAGGUUCAAGAUGUCUUGACAUCGGAGAUUGGCAUCGUGGUGAUGCUCAACCGAUUAAAGCAGAGCAUUGCCUCCGCGAAGGAGUUUGCCCAGUUUCUCAGAAAGCGUUCUAUAUUAGAGGAUGAGCACGCGAACUCGCUCAAGAAGCUCUGCAGGCUGUCGCAGGAGAAUAUGCAGCGCGGCGAGCACCGAACCGGUACCUUUGCCGCCGCAUACGACGAGAUGAUGGUCGUGCACGAACGCAUGGCCGACAAUGGGAUACAGUUUGCGAUCUCGCUGCAGCAGAUGUCCGAAGACCUGACAGAGCUGGCCGCCAUGGCCGAGAAAUCAAGAAAGGGCUGGAAGCAGAGUGGGCUGGCCGCCGAACACCGCGUGGCCGAACUGGAGGCAGCGAUGCGCAAGUCAAAGUCCAAGUACGAUGCGUUAGCUGAGGAGUACGAUCGCGCUCGAACAGGCGACACGAGCGGCCGCCAGGGCGGGAAAAUGUUUGGAUUCAAGGGCCAUAAGACGGGCGCUCAGCACGAGGAGGACCUGCUCAGGAAGGCUCAGGUGGCAGACCAGGAUUAUCAGGGAAAGGUACAGGUUGCAGCAACCGAGCGGAGUGAGCUCGAGACCAGGAUCAGACCCGAGACUGUACAAGCACUGCAAGACCUUGUCAGGGAAUGCGACUCGGCGUUGGCAUUACAGAUGCAGAAGUUUGCUUCCUUCAACGAGAAGCUCGUUCUCAGCAACGGCCUGUGUAUCAGCCCCCUGAAGAACGGUGCCGAAUCGAGGAGUUUGCGAGAGUGCGUCCUCGGCAUUGACAACGACAAGGAUCUCAACGACUACUUGAGCAGCCAGCAUUCCAAGCUGCCCCCAAGAACGGCGCUACCCAAGUAUGAGCGCAAUCCAGUAUUUGACACAUCAAAUCGUGGGACAGCCAACGCUCCUCAGGGCGCUUCCCAGCCACCAGGCCCAAACCCCGUCCCACCACCGCAGACUGGAAUGUUUCAUGCAAACGCCAGGUCUAGCACCUUUUCCGAUCUUCCCAUGUCCCCACCGAACCAGGGAACGCUGGGGCAUAACUAUAACCAGAGCACGAGCUCGAUCCCCAUCCUCGGCGGUCCUCCCCGGCCAUCCUCUCAACCGCAGCAUGAGAGGAGCCUCAGUCACAGCAGCGCGAUGAACCAGCCUCAUAAUGACGCCACCGGACAGCAGUACCGAGGCGCCGCUCAACAACCAUCCCAAGUUUCCAACACGAGGUUUAAUGGGUCAUACACCUUUGGGAAUCCUCAAGGACCGCCGCAAUUAGGCGCACUACCUUUCCAGUCCAGCAGCCAACCCCAGCAGCCUCAGCAAGUACCCUAUACACAACCACCCCCACAGCAAGGAGGUCCCAUGACGAACCCGCUCCUGCAACAUCCGCCAUCGCAGGCUCGCAGGCAGUCACCGCCAGCGGCGCCACAAAUGGCCCCGCCCCGCCCGGUCUUCGGUAUCAGUCUGUCUAGGUUGUACGAGCGGGACGGCUUGGCGGUUCCAAUGGUUGUUUACCAGUGUAUCCAAGCUGUGGACCUAUUUGGCCUGAAUGUCGAGGGCAUCUAUCGGCUUUCUGGCUCUGUGCCGCAUGUCAACAAGCUCAAGAAUCUGUUUGACACAGAUUCGAGUUCCAGCAACCUUGACUUCCGAAACCCCGAGAAUUUCUUCCACGACGUCAAUAGUGUUGCCGGUCUGUUGAAGCAGUUUUUCCGGGAUUUGCCGGACCCUCUCCUGACCAAGGAGAACUACCUUGCCUUCAUUGAGGCAGCGAAAAACGAAGAUGACACAGUCCGCCGCGACUCCCUGCACGCCAUCAUCAAUGGCCUGCCGGAUCCCAACUACGCAACCCUGCGCGCGCUCACUCUGCACCUGCACCGGGUCAUAGAGAACUCGUCAACCAACAGGAUGAGCUCCCAAAACCUGGCAAUCGUGUUCGGCCCGACGCUCAUGGGCACGGCGCCCGGCUCCAACAUCUCGGAUGCCGGCUGGCAGGUCCGCGUGGUCGACACCAUUCUGCAGAAUACUUACCAGAUCUUUGACGAAGAUGACUAGCAUUUGGCCUAGGUCCACC
Canariomyces notabilis is the source of this 2475-nucleotide messenger RNA. RefSeq names its product RhoGAP-domain-containing protein. The transcript is spliced from 7 exons. Lineage: Eukaryota; Fungi; Ascomycota; Sordariomycetes; Sordariales; Chaetomiaceae. Gene Ontology annotation, cellular component: cytoplasm. Gene Ontology annotation, biological process: regulation of GTPase activity; signal transduction. Bases 258 to 2456 code for a protein of 732 amino acids. The record is from RefSeq and is a predicted model, not a curated record.